This is a messenger RNA of Cylicocyclus nassatus, 531 nucleotides long. Lineage: Eukaryota; Metazoa; Nematoda; Chromadorea; Rhabditida; Strongylidae. The record is from the annotation of a GenBank genome assembly.
AUGCAACCGUAUGCCGGUGCCUCUGCCCCUAUGAAUACGAAAACUAAUGUUAAGCAAAUACUCAGAUGCAUGGAAGACAACUACGGAACCUCGGUGGUGAGCUUGAUCAGAAUGGAUUUCUUAGACUAUCCCCAGUCUCCGUUCGGCGAAAGAAGUGCGCGCCUGGCGGCAAUGCGGCAGAACAUUCCCCAGAGGCACAACUCUAUUGUGGAUCACAUGGAUUCUGGCCGCAACAACAACAGCAAAUGGUUGGGAGCAGAAGCAGAUAGGGCAGUAAACCUUGAUGAGGUCUAUCGUCAGGUUGAAAACGCAGAUAGUAGAAGGGGAGAAAUCAUCUGUAACUUUGUGACAGCUCUUCUUAUUCAGAGCUAUAAUCCUGAAAAAUGGGACAAACUUUACGUACGAGCACAACCGGGACGUUGCUACAUAGUAGACAACGGAUUGAUUGCUAGAUUUCUGAUGGAAGUUGACAUUCGAAAUAACAAUAGGCUACAAAACACAUAUUCCGGAAAUGUCACUGAGUGCAUGUGA